Messenger RNA from Python bivittatus (Burmese python), 3694 nucleotides. It is a transcript of the gene PTAR1, whose product is annotated as protein prenyltransferase alpha subunit repeat containing 1. Gene Ontology annotation, molecular function: protein prenyltransferase activity. Gene Ontology annotation, cellular component: cytoplasm. Gene Ontology annotation, biological process: protein prenylation. The record is from RefSeq and is a predicted model, not a curated record. Lineage: Eukaryota; Metazoa; Chordata; Lepidosauria; Squamata; Pythonidae.
UCCUAUGCGGGACGGCGGCGGCGCUGCUACCGGUCGUAAGCUGCGGUAGCAGCAGCCCGAAGAUGGCUGAGUCCCCGGAGGAGGUGGCCGUGCUCGUGCAGCGGGUAGUGAAGGACAUAAACAGCGCUUUCAAGCGCAACCCUCACAUAGAUGAAAUUGGAUUAAUCCCUUGCCCUGAAGCCAGAUAUAAUCGAAGCCCGAUAGUUCUGGUUGAAAACAAACUUGGAGUGGAAAGCUGGUGUGUCAAAUUUCUUUUGCCAUAUGUCCAUAACAAGCUCCUUCACUACAAACAAAGAAAGCAAUGGCUCAACAAAGAAGAGUUGAUAGAUAUCACCUGUACUUUACUGUUGCUGAACCCAGAUUUCACCACUGCAUGGAAUGUAAGGAAAGAAUUGAUAUUGUCUGGCACUUUAAACCCAAUUAAAGACUUACAUCUUGGAAAAUUGGCACUAACCAAGUUUCCAAAAAGUCCAGAAACAUGGAUUCAUAGACGAUGGGUACUGCAACAUGUAAUCCAGGAAAACUCCUUGCCCACUCUUGUGACUAAAGGGAACUUAGAAGCAUUACCCACAGAAAAAACACAGCAGCUGGUGAAAGAAGAAAUGGAUGUUUGCUGUGAUGCUGCUGGACGAUAUCCAAGUAAUUAUAAUGCCUGGUCCCAUCGUAUCUGGGUGUUACAGAACGUGGCAAAGCUUAAUACAAAGAUUCUUCUUGAUGAACUUUCUUCCACUAAACACUGGGUUUCCAUGCAUGUUUCAGACCAUAGUGGAUUCCACUACCGUCAGUUUUUAUUAAAAUCUUUGAUUGUCAAAACUGGGACUGAUUGUACUAUAAAGAUAUAUGAUCACCCAACCAAUCAGCAAACAUCCAAUUUUCCAAAAGAUGAAGGAGAUGAUGAUGCAGAAGCUUUCUGCAUGGAAAAGCAACAGCCAGAUCACCCACUAUAUCUGAAAGAGGAAAUAGAGCUCUGCACUGAUUUAAUUAAUACUUACCCAGGGCAUGAAACGUUAUGGUGUCACAGACGUCAUGUGUUCUACCUUCAACACCGCUUAAAGAAGAAAUGUCCACUUCCAAGCAUCUGGUCAUCCACUUCAAACAGUAGUGAUGGGACAGUUAAUAAUUCACAUCCUAAUGUUACAGCUGGUCAUACAACACAAGCCAUGGAUGUUGACAGCUUAACUGAAUGCAACAAACAAAGCUACAGUCAAGAAACCAAACGCCUGAAACGUGCUCCUGUGCAGGACUAUAUCAACAUGGAAGAAGAAUACAAGUUCAUUGAUCACAUUUUGUCAACAUGUAGGGAGGCGGACCAGGCAAGGUUUGCAGGUUCAUACAAAAAAUGGCUAGUUUCUUUUCUAGGUCAGUGAAGUUCUUUUAGAACUCUUUAGGGUCUUUGUUUAGUGCAAUAUCUUAUUUUCAGACAGGUGUACUUAUGGCCCCUGGCACUUUUCACCCCUUUGUUGUUCCUGUCAGUGCUAAACUUCAUAUGCUGAUGUUGGGUUUAGUUUCAUUUAUAUUUUUAAAAGCAGCCUUGUGUUAAUUUUUAUGGAUCUUUGUAGGAUAACCCCAUAUAAAAAAGAAUUGUUUAAUGUUAAUAUAAAUUAAAUGCAAAUUUGAAAGUAAUAAUAUAACUGGAGUAAUAGGAAAACAGAAAGGUAGAGAGAAGAAAUGAAAAAUUUCAUUUCUAAAUACCUCGUCCAUAAUAAAUGCACCUAAGUCAUUGGUCAGUGAAAACAGUGGAAAAUCAUUCAGCAUGGCAGUGUUAGAAUGGUUUUGAGUACAAGUCUUCAUUUUAUAAUUGCAUUGCAUCACUGCUCUUCUGACCUCUUUUCAUUUCACAUUUGAAUUGUUCCAAUAAUCUUACAGUCCUAUGACUUUUUUAUUAUAGUGAAAGUGGGAUAUAGCUUUGUGAAAUUGGAUAGUAAUAUAAAAAAGGUCUACUAAACUAAAACUAAUCUCUCCAAAUAAGAACAGUGGUGUUUAGGGGUUUCUCUGGCUUUCAUGAAUUUGGAGGUUGGAAGAUACGGAAGUACAAGAAGAUGACCAAGGAACAAAACUAUCUAAGCUUAUUCCUCCCUGUUAUUUUCUUGGCACAUGCAUAUUCUCCAUUUCCCAAACAUAUGAAACUUUUCACACCUGGACUUUUAUUGUAUGUGAUGAUGUAUAUGAUAGGUAUAGGGUGUAAUAGACAAUGCUGACCGUAUGUGUUAUCUUUGUAAAGAUGCUUCACUUAAUGCACAGUCUACCAUGCACUGGGACUGAUUCAUCUUCCAUUUAUUGCAAUAGGACCAUAUAUUGUUCCUUUGCAAGACCCACUUAAAUCACUUGAGGAAGUGCAAUGCACCACAAAAAAGAUUUGCUUCAUUUGUUUCAGUUUUCUUCAGGUUAUCCAUGUAAAUGCACACAGGAGAGAAGAACAUGGGGAUGCAAGAAAAAGAAGGUUGUUCAUGAUGGGGAGAUAAUUCCUUCUGUGCUUGAGCUGGACUGAUUUUAUGAAGGCUUUCAAAGAAACUAGUGAAAUAUGACUUGAAAUCCAUUUUUGCUUUCUUUUUUUAUUUUUAAGCUGAAAUUCAAGUUAGAUUUGCUGCAGUCACAUAGAGGCAACUGUAGUUAUUUAAUUUGGUUGCCCUUCCAUUAUAGAUGUAAGGUCAAAUUCUAUCUUUCAGUUUGCAUUUGUACCUCCCAGGGAAAGCACUUGGGAUUUUAUAUGCAAUAAAACCAAAUUCCAAGUCUGGAAUUCAAUUGCAGAGUAUUCCUGUAUUUUAACCUUUGCUUAUAGCUUGCAAAAUUCAGGGGAUAUGUUUCCAGGGUUUACAGGAACAUAACCGGAAUGACUGAAAGAAAGUAUAAUUUUAAGAUUCAGAGAAAUAAGGAUGAACAGUGCCAUUAUAAAUGGAAGACCAAAUAAAAACCUGCCUUUUACAGCUGUGACUGCAUAGUAUAAGAGACCUGUUGCAAGCAAACUGGAAGUUAGAUAAAUGAGCAUGGUUCAUAGCAAAAGUCUCUUCUGAAAUGUGAGGUUGUCUAGAAACACAAAUUGGAACAACUAUUUUAAAAUGACAGGUAUCUAUAAAAGCUAUACAAGAUCUUUACUUAGAAUAUAGAUAAAAACUUGUGAAGUUGUAUUAAUUGAGAAUCCAUUUUGUGAACACUAAUUUCAUUGGUUCCUUUGAAGUCUCAGAAUGGAAAUAAAAUGCACACAAGAGUCACAUUUAUUUAACUAUGCCUCUGGGCGCUAGUGAUUAUUACCAUACAUUAAAGGCACCUAGCACAACUCUGCAGUACUAAGUAGCAAUAUAUUAAGCAUUUAGCAUGUCAGAAGUCAAAAUACUCAGACCUAAUGACUGAACCAGGACACUACUGAGUAAACACCUAAUCACCUUAUCCAAUACCAAGUGUUUCUUCAUAAAAUCUGUUAAAUUUGUUAAUACAAGCACAGCAUAAGGAUCAAGCAGUAAAGUUCAUGGGUAUUCUUAAGGAUCCAGGAAGUAUUACAAUGCAAUCCUAAUUCGAAAAUGUGCUGAUUGGAGGCUCUGAGAAUGAGGCACAAAGUGCCUCCACGGGGGGUUGCAUUAAUUUAUUUUAUUCAUUCUACAUCUCAAGUUUUGUUCCUCUGCAAGCAAACCAGCAAACUCCAAACAACUAAUCUAAGUCUUCCUCUUACAUACAUUUAAAGGUUGCCACUUCUCCCCCC